CGCGCGCGCGCUGGGCACGCCGGGAUGCCCGGUCGCCAUGGAAACGAGGGGAAAAAGGAAACAUGGCGGGUUACAUGGCCAGGACUUCGUGGCCGGCGCUGUUGCUUCUCCUCCUUCUCCGGCUUCUUCUCCCUUUCGUCCGAGGCGACGGCAGCGAUGCGGAGAGCGGCUGGGACCCCGCGGGAUACCUUCUCUACUGCCCCUGCAUGGGGAGAUUUGGGAACCAGGCAGACCAUUUUCUGGGCUCUUUGGCGUUUGCUAGGAUAGUGAAUCGGACCUUAGCUGUGCCCCCCUGGAUUGAGUACCGGUAUCACAGGCCUCCCUACACAAAUCAGCACGUCCCUUACAAAGAAUACUUCAAGCUGGCUCCUCUGCUGAAAUAUCACCGAGUCAUUGCCCUGGAGGAGUUUAUGGAAAAACUGGCCCCUGUUCACUGGCCUCCUGGCAAGAGGGUGGCAUACUGUUUCGAAUCAGCAGCUCAGAGGACUGUGGAUAAAAAGACUUGCCCAAUGAAGGAUGGAAACCCCUUUGGCCCAUUUUGGGAUCAAUUUGCAGUGGAUUUCGACAAGUCAGAGCUGUUUGGAGGCCUUGCCUUUAGUUCCUCUUACAAGGACCACUGGAUCCAAAGGUAUCCACCAGCUGAACAUCCUGUUCUUGCCCUUCCGGGUGCACCAGCGCAGUUCCCGGUUUUGGAGGAGUACCGGUCUUUGCAUCGGUACAUGGUGUGGUCAGAUGAAAUGGUGGAGAAGGGCGAGUCUUCCAUCAGUUCGUUCCUGGUCAGACCCUACGUGGGAAUCCAUUUGCGUGUGGGUUCAGACUGGAAAAACGCAUGCAACAUGCUGAAGGAUGGCACAGCCGGGUCCCACUUAAUGGCUUCGCCGCAGUGUGUGGGCUACAACCGGAACACUGCUGCCCCACUCACCAUGGACAUGUGUUUGCCGGGCCUGAACGAGAUCAAGCGAGCCCUCAAACUCUGGGUGAAGAAGGUAGAUGCAAAAGCUGUGUACAUUGCCAGUGAUUCUGAACCCUACACCAAUGAGAUACAGCAACUUUUUAAGCAAAAGAUAAAAGUGGUUUAUUUACAGCCGGAGGUGGCCCAGAUAGACCUGUACAUCCUUGGUCAGUCUGACCACUUCAUUGGGAACUGUGUCUCCUCUUUUACGGCCUUUGUGAAACGAGAGCGCGAUUUACAGGGGAGGCCGUCCUCCUUCUUUGGCAUGGACUACCCACCCAAGCUGCGAGAUGAACUGUAGCCUACAUGCAAAGGAAUGCAUCAAGAUCCGCUGCUGGCACAUGACUUGGAUCAGUGCAAGCCCCCCUUCGAAGCAAGUACUGUAUGUAUUUGGGUGGGCUCGAUGCAAUAUUCCAGAUUCAUUCUGGUUUCAAUCACUGGUAUAUUACUAAUAUAAAGCCCAAAAGGAGAAGAGGAAUGUUUUUCCACCAUUUCCCCUUCUCCUAUUUCUGUGGUUGAAUUGGCCAGUCUACCCGCCGAUACUUAUAUUUCCCCCUUCUUUUUUCCAUGGUGUAUUACUACCUCUUCUGGAUCUGGUGGCUCAUCUGGUGCUUGUUUUAAUACACAGUAUUCUCGUAACAACAGGAAAAAUCAAGAAAAAAGGAAGUGUUCAGAACCAAGAGCACUCUUUCUAAAUCAUGGAACUAAUUGACUCUAACAUGCCUCCUGUAGUUCAAUUUAGUCGUCUGCAAAAUGGAUGCGAUUGUUCUUUCCCUGCUGGGAAUGGGGAGACAGCUAAUUAAUUUACAAUUACAUUUUUUUAGGAUCCUCUGAGCUGCAUUGUUCCAAAUAAUAUUGGUGCCCUCUGGGCCAGUUGGUUUGUUUGCAGCAAUCCAGGUCAUGGCACUUCUGAUAUUUUGAUGCAUAGAAUUCAUGAAAAAGUUUACAUGAGAGAACCUUUUCAGCAGUAUUGUAUUUUACAGUAAUUAUGGUCUAGAUAUUGCAUAAAAUGGAAGCAAAAAGCCAACAAAAAAAUCUCCUAAAAUACCAUACUGAUUCUGAAUAAAAUUAUUAUUCACCUUUAAUGGACACAUUUAGUGAGGAAUUUUACAAUCUGAACUGUUGCUAUGGGUCAUCUGCUCAUCUCUCCAGCAAAUCAGACCUGACCUUCCAUCUUGAAACAAUUUUGUUCUUGUAGAAGUCAAGAGCAAGGAAAUUGCCUUUUUAGUGAGCCCUCAUCUUUUGUUGACCCACAUUCUUUGGAAAGCUUUUUAUAUUUCCAAACUGAAUUUUUAAAGCUCUACAGAACAAAGAACCACUCUUAAAACUGUUUGUACUUAAAAACAGAUUUUUAAAAAGAAAGAUGGGAUGUAUUUCUGCAGUUUUGGCACCAGUUCCUCUCUCUACAUCAGACCUGUGUCCAGUAAAGUAUCUAGAAAGCAUUCCACAGAUUAAAAACGGCAGCCAGCAGAUUUGCACGCUGUCAAACUGCCUACUUUUUGUUAUGUUACUUAUCAUGCCAGAAGCAAAUUAUAACAAAUUUCUCAUUCUGAGCAUUGAUUGAAAAAUUGCAUACACUGACAAUCUUGGGUUGAAGCCUGUGCACUAAGACUGUAUAUGAACAACUCAUCACAACGAGAGCUCUUUACUUGCUUUAUUUCAUGUGAAUUGCAUAGCUAGCAUUUUUAGUCUUCUCGCAUAAUUUCUUUAGGUUACGCUCCUACUUUUGUAGCACCGGUGUUACAUAGUGGUUUGAGUGCUGGAUUAAGAGUCAGGUUCAAAUGUCCACUCAACCUUGGAAACACAUGGGUUUCUUGGGAGACUGUGCACCUGAAAAAGCGUAUUGUACAGCUAGAAAGGGUGCAGAAUGAGAAAGCUAAAAUUCUCAUGGGAUUGGAGCAUCAGCCUUCAGAGGAAAUGUUACAAUACUGCAUCUCUUUAGUUAGAAAAAAGACUCUCUCAAGCGCUAUUAUCAUUCAGCCUGUACCGGUGAGAACAAAUGGCUGCUGUUCUGCAUUGCCCCCUCCCCUGUAAUCAUGGAACCUUUGUUAAGAAUUCCUUUGCUGGAUCAGACAAAGGCCUUAACUAUCAUGUGUCUUCAGACUGUAAAACAAGUGGAUGAAAUUGACAAGGUCAACAUUGAAAGGUUGUUAAUGAAUUGCAUUUGUUUCAAUGAUGACUACUGACAAGCUCUGUAUGGUUAUUAACUGCACCUGUGCCAGAAGAUAGGAAUUAUUCACCCAUAAUGUUUUUGCCUUCUGAAAAUCAUGGGUAUGGUUUCACAAUGUUAUUCUGUUAUUGCCAUUUAUUGGACUGACUGGAGGAAAUUGGGAUGUGUUUGUAAUGCAUAUGGUAUCAGCCAUAUUGUGAUUUUUUUUAAAAAAACAAAUGUACAGAAAACAACUUUUCUUUUUUAACAAUAAAACAUUAUCUUUC
Molecule: messenger RNA, 3388 nt
Organism: Anolis carolinensis (green anole)
Lineage: Eukaryota; Metazoa; Chordata; Lepidosauria; Squamata; Anolidae
Gene: pofut1
Product: protein O-fucosyltransferase 1
Exons: 7
Coding region: 63-1253 (396 amino acids)
Biological process (GO): protein O-linked glycosylation via fucose; Notch signaling pathway; regulation of Notch signaling pathway
Cellular component (GO): endoplasmic reticulum
Molecular function (GO): peptide-O-fucosyltransferase activity
Source: RefSeq, a predicted model, not a curated record